Messenger RNA from Puccinia triticina, 651 nucleotides. RefSeq lists its product as uncharacterized. The coding region runs from base 1 to 651 and encodes 216 amino acids. The record is from RefSeq and is a predicted model, not a curated record. The transcript has 2 exons. Lineage: Eukaryota; Fungi; Basidiomycota; Pucciniomycetes; Pucciniales; Pucciniaceae.
AUGCCUUUGUUCAAGGGGAAGAUGCGCGAGGAGGAGGACUCCGACUCAGACGAGUCCUUCCACUGUUGCGGCAGGCCGGAGGACCUGCUUGAAGACUUCCGAUGCUCGAUGGAAAUCCCCAAGCCAGACGGGAACGAAGUACGCGUGCCUGACGAUCAAGAGUACUACCUCUAUUCGGCAGGCCUUGAACGCCUGAAUUCCCCCGCCCAUCGACCCAAGCGCGGCUCCUGCUCCUCCCUCCACGCCAUCCCGCGCUGCUCGACGGUCUAUUCCUCUGAUUCCGACCGCACUCGGGUCGCGAGCCCUCUGCUCAUCAUCAAGACUGACGAUGCAGUCUCCCCACCCGCUUCACCCGAGACGAGGACGGGCCGAUCCCAGCCAGACACGCCCAGCCAGCCUUCCAGGCCCAAGAAGUCGACAUGGAAGAUCCAAAUCGCCCGCCCCCAGAGCUUUCUCCGCGUGGCGCUCAGUCCCGCCGACGAUCGCCCUCCGAGUCCCGAGCCUUCGUCCGCCCAAGUCUCGGCCCUCGACGGCCCACCAUCUUCGACAUCGGCUCUUCGGCGACGGGGAAUGGUGUUCGCCCCAAGCGGCCUUCCUGAGCAGUUGAAGGAGUUGGCCGAGACUGAAGAUGUAGACGGAAGUGGUACUUGA